GCUGAAAUCGGCGCGCGCGCGCGUGAAGCUUGCGGCAAAGGGCAGAGGAGGACCCGCGGUGGCACAGCGAGAGGGAUACAGAAAUAGAGAGUUACAGACACAGCAACAGAGACAACUACAGAGACAACUACAGAUACAACUACAGAUACAGCUGUAGAGACAGCUACAGAGACAACUACAGAGACAACUACAGAUACAGCAACAGAGACAGCUACAGAGACAACUACAGCGACAGCUACAGAGAGAGACAGCUACAGAGACAGCUGUAGUGAGACAGCUACAGAUACAGCUGUAGAGACAACUAUAGAGACAACUACAGAGACAGCAACAGAGACAGCAACAGAGACAGCUACAGAGACAACUACAGAGACAGCAACAGAGACAGCUACAGAGACAACUACAGAGACAACUACAGAGACAGCAACAGAGACAGCUACAGAGACAACUACAGAGACAACUACAGAUACAGCUGUAGAGACAGCUACAGAGACAACUACAGAGACAACUACAGAUACAGCAACAGAGACAGCUACAGAGACAACUACAGCGACAGCUACAGAGAGAGACAGCUACAGAGACAGCUGUAGUGAGACAGCUACAGAUACAGCUGUAGAGACAACUAUAGAGACAACUACAGAGACAGCAACAGAUACAGCUACAGAGAGACAGCUACAGAGACAACUACAGAGACAGCAACAGAGACAGCUACAGAGACAACUACAGAGACAACUACAGAGACAGCAACAGAGACAGCUACAGAGAGACAGCUACAGAGACAACUACAGAGAAACAGCUACAGAUAUAGCUGUAGAGACAACUACAGAGACAGCAACAGAUACAGCUAUAGAGAGUUACAGAGACAACUACAGAGAUUUACAGAGACCGCAAUAGGGAGACAGCUACAGUGAGACAGCUACAGGGAGACAGUUACAGAGACAACUGCAGAGAGACGGCUACAGAGAGAGAGAGAGAGAGAUCCAUACACGCAGAUACUGGGGUCUCCAUUCCACGUUAUGGUGGCCGAGUGCCGGCGAUUCGUAGUGGGGAGACAUGAGGGACUGGGGUGGAGGAGAGGAGGAGGAGGAGGAUGUACCCGUGACUGUGGCACAAUAUGGGGCCCUCAUUGAUGGGGUUAAUGGAUCAGUGAGGGAUGGGAGGUGUGAGUCAUGGAGGGAUGGGGUGGCCGUGGUGAUGGCCACGGAACAGGAGGUAGAAGAGAAGAAUGAGGAGGAGCAGAAGAAGAAGGAGGAGGGGGUGAUACUGGGAGAUGCUAAGGAGGAAGACGGGGUGCCGCCACCCGCCCCCAAGCCGUGCUGCCCUGGUCUGGGCCUGCUGCUCGCGCUGCUCUCGUCACUGAUCUUUUCAGUGAUCUCGGCGCUAGUGAAGCUCGUGGACCCCGUGCACCCACUCACCGUGGCAGCGUGCCGCUGCUUCUUCCAAGCCGUCUUCAUCCUCCCGGCGCUCCUCUACACGGGGCAGCCCCUGCUGGGCCCCCCGGGGCAACGGGUGAGCCUGGUGAUUCGCGCCGUAUCUGGCUCAUCAGCGAUGAUGCUGCUGUUCUUCGCGGUGCGCUCGGUGCCGCUGGCAGACGCCACGGUCAUCGCGUUCAGCAGCCCGGCCUUCACGGGCCUGCUCGCCUGCUGCUGUUUGCGCGAGCGCUGCCGGCCCUGGGAGCCUCCGCUCACCCUGCUGGCGCUCACCGGAGUUGUCCUCAUUGUGCGUCCACCCUUCAUCUUCGGCGACGGAGAUGGUGACGACUGGCUCUCGGAUUCUUCCUCAUCCUCGUCACGCCGACUCUGGGGCUCGCUGGCGGCGCUGGGCACGGCGCUGCUGUCGGCCGUCACUAUCGUGGUGCUGCGCCGCAUGGGCUCGGCGGUGAGCACCCUCGUCUCCACGUGGUUCUACAGCGUCAUCGGCCUGGGCCUGGCGCUGGCUGCACUGGCGGUGGUCUCGGCGCUCGACCCCGGGGCGGCGCCGGUGCUGCCGCCAUGCAACCCGCUGUGGCUGCGACCGGCUCUGCUCGCCUCUGGCCUGCUCGGCGUGGCGGCGCAGAUGCUGCUGAGCCGGGCACUGCAGUUGGAGCGUGCUGGGCCCGUGGCGCUGGUGCGCACCGUGGACGUGCUGCUGAGCCUCGCGUGGCAACAGCUGCUGUUUGGGGAGCAGGACGGCGCCGUGGGGGCCUGGACCUUGGCCGGCGCGGGCUGCGUGGUGACCGGCACGGCCGGCACGGCUGUCGCCAACCUGGUGUCGACUUCGCGCCAGCAGAAGGGGGAGAAGAAGAGGAUGAAGGAGAAGGAGAGAGAGAGUGUGAAAGAGAAAGAGGCAAUCGCAAUCAGCAGCCUGUAGCGCUGGUGGUGAGAGAGGAGGAGCCAGCAGCAGCGGUAGCAGCAUCACCAGCCUUAAUAGGUGCUCGCGAAAACGACUUGCCCUUUCAGCCUAUUUAGCCGACACAGGGGAUCUUUAUCAGUGAUAGAGAGACCUCGACAAUGACUUAAUUCAUUCUCAGGCAUGCAAGUUGUUGGCUGUGGCCCCAUGUCUCUGUGUCCCCAUGUCUCUGUCUCCCCGCAUAUGUGUCCCCAUGUCUCUCUGUCCCUGCGUCUCUGUGUCCCCAUAACACCAAGUGCCUUCACACUGCACUACCGCGUCGCUGUGGCCAUGAGCCACUUCACUGUGUUUGCGGUCGUCGCACACGACGCAAAUUUUCUGCCAUGACCACGACCAAUCUACCACUGGAUAAAGGCCUCCCUAAGCUGUUGGCCAUCUCUCAGGGUCCUGCGAUGUAGCAGUCCGCCCGUUGUCCUGGGCAAGCGCGCCGAGUCCGUCGCUCCGAGUUGGUGGCAGACAUCCUCCGGUGUAUGCCCUCCUCUGGCUGCUCUGCCGCGGCGUGUCCCGUCAGCAGUGGCACCACCGUGAUGCCGAGUUCCUAUCUAACCCAUGCGUGCCUCUUCCUCCUGUCUCUCACCCGACGUUAAUGGAGUUAUUAAGAUUUUUGGAAAAAAAAGUCUCACUUGAGAUCUCAACUCUUUUCAGAGAGGGUCUUGCUACAUUCGGGUAGCGGAGUGGUAUUGCUCGUGCCUCACAGCAAGAAGGGGUUUCGGAUUUCAUUCCUGGCCUGGGCUCCUGUCUGUGAGGAGUUUGUGUGUUCUGCCCCUGUUCUGUAGAGUGUGUGUGUGUGAUGUGUGCAGUAGUUAGCACCAACAUCGGUGACGGAUAUGUCAACCGGUUUCUGGAGCCUCACCUAGGUCGACUCAGCAUUAAAUGAUCACCUGGCGUGGUGUGUAAAAAUGUGCCGUGGCUUCAUAGGUACUUGCUUACAGCAUUUGCCCCGAAUUAGUUGAAGGCUACAUGGGGGAUCUUUGUCUUUGUGUGACCAUAAAUGCGUUACUCUGUUGACCCCGGGCGUCAUGCAAUGCGGUGCAACGGUUCCCGUGUAUGAGCCCCUCCUGAGAACCGACGCACUCCGAUGUAUAAGCUAGACCUAAGUGUGCACCUCACACUGGCCCUGCCAGCGCCAGACAGGGUGUGAGUGUGGCCAGGGCGUGAAGCAGUGGCGCAGUGGUUAGUGCGCUGCUCUAAGCACCGAACUACCAGAGUUGGCUACCCAUUCACAGCUAUUGUGAGUGGUGGUUUUUGGCAUCCCCUAGGUUAACUCAGCCUUAAGCAAAAUGAGUACCUGUUACCAUUGUGUACAAACAUCAGCAUUGGGGAGACAAUGGAGACCGAGCGUGGUGAUGCUGGCCCACACCCCCUCGUGUCUUAAUAGGUGCUCUCUAACUGCACUCGCCCCGUGAGCCUGUGUAGGCUACACGGGGGAUCUUUGUCUAUAUGUGUGUGUAAUGUGUGUUAUACACAGUGCCUUACAUUUUCCCUAACUUGUCUUGUUUUUAGCCAUCCUCGAUCCGAGGAUUGGCCGCACCAUGGGCAAUCCUUUUCCACUGAAUUCUGUCUUCCAUUAUCCUCAUUGUCUAUUUCAGCGUGAGCCUUGUCCAUGCUUUGAUGUUAUAUAUCCAUAUCAUCCUUCAUCUUCCUCGCUCACGUAAACCGGGUAUUGUGCUUUGCAUAAUCUGCUUUUCCAAACAAGUUCCAUUUUCACUAUGGGGACCUCAUUUGCCAGUAAAAAUAUGAUAAUUGGUUCUUUACCCUUCUAUCUGGCAACAAAACUGACACCUUUUUGCAAGGAGUCAUGUUUGCAUAGACCGCAAUACCUGCAGUCAUAAUACAAACAAAAGAACAUAACUCUGAUAAUGUGCACUGUCCUUGAAGUUGAUUGGUCCACACCCGAGACAGCUUUCCUUAGAGCCUAGUCUCAUAUGGGUUGGACCAGAUGACGCCAAAAGGCGCACAACUCAAGGACAAUGCACCAUCAGAGUAUGAGAGCUCGGGGCAAG
Molecule: messenger RNA, 4388 nt
Organism: Lethenteron reissneri (Far Eastern brook lamprey)
Lineage: Eukaryota; Metazoa; Chordata; Hyperoartia; Petromyzontiformes; Petromyzontidae
Gene: SLC35G1
Product: solute carrier family 35 member G1
Cellular component (GO): membrane
Source: RefSeq, a predicted model, not a curated record